AUGUUCAAUUGGGCUUGUCUGCUGCUUUGGGCACUCACCGCGAAAGCAGUGAGCCCAGGGUCUUUGAACUCUGAUAUCUCCAUUCUCAUUCACAAUGAUCUACUAGAGACCCAAAGCCCACUGGGUGGCUCAGGAGUUUUAGUCCUCGAUGCUAGACCAUGGAAAGAAGCGAAAGAAAGCUGUCAAAAGCUCGGAGAGAGUCUUUGGGGAGCACAUUCAAUGACCAAGGAUAUCCAGUCUGCUCUGGAUUACCUUGUCUUCCAAGGCAAAUUUUCACCGAGUCACCGUUUCUGGACCUCAACCCAAAAGUCAUCAAUUAGUGCUCUGGCGAAUACCAGACUUCCGGUCCUCUGUACACAGACUGCCCCAUAUUCGAACAAAACAUAUCAAAAUACAGAUUCAAAGUGGCAGGUGACAGUCCACUCCAACAACGAAUACCUCACGGGAUUCCGAGACCGAUUCAGUUUCAGGUUUCAAGGAAUUCGAUACGCCAAACAGCCCGGCCGAUGGGAAUACGCAAAAUUAUACAAGGGAGCAGGUAGAAAGACCUCAGCCCUCAACUAUAGUCCUGCAUGCGCACAAGGAACUGCCUCUGGCUCAGAAGACUGUCUGUUUCUUAACAUAUGGACUCCUUACCUUCCCAAUCCCUCAAAAAUUAAAAAGAACAACCUUAAGCCGGUCAUGCUCUGGAUCCACGGCGGAGCAUUUACAGGCGGGACAGGCAGCGACUCAACAUUUGACGGGACGAACCUCGCUUCAAGAGGUGAUGUAGUCGUCGUGACGAUCAACUACCGGCUCGCGACACUGGGUUUCCUCGCUCUAGACAAUGGGGAAACAAAUGGGAAUUUCGGGUUAGCAGACCAAACCACCUCAUUGGAGUGGAUCCGUCGCAAUAUCCAAGAUUUCGGCGGCGAUCCGGACAGAGUGACAAUCUUCGGGCAGUCGGCUGGAGCAGCGUCAGUUCGUGCUCUACUUGCAUCCCCCAAAGCUCGUGGGAACUUUGCUGCGGCCAUUAUGCAGAGUAAUCUUGGUGGCUUAGCAUACGGGACGACAUACUCGAGCUACUAUACCAUCCCGGAGGAAAUGGAAGCGGUGGGGAAUGCCAUUCUCGCUGAGACAAAUUGCACAGAUGCGAUAUCACCACUUGAAUGCCUGCGGGCACUGCCUGUAUCGACAAUAACGGGUCUUACCAACCUGGCCCGAUAUCUAGUCGUUGAUGGCGUCUACCUCGAUCGUCCAGAGCUGGAUCUACGCCAUCCCUCAUCGACAGCGAGUGUCCCUCUCAUGAUUGGAACGAUGAGAGAUGAUGGUGCCGCAAUGAUCGGUUAUCCAAACUCCGGAGAGACAAUCCAGAAAUUUCUAUAUGAAUCAGGCUUACCCGAGUCUAUCGCCCCGAGUGCCUUAUUCCCGGUUCCUUCGACGGCUAACCUUACACUCGAUAUCUUCAACACUACAGCACGAGCAGCGACAGAUGCUAUAUUCCGCUGUGUGGACGAAGCAACUGCAUACGCCGGUACAAAGCACGAUGUUUUCCCUGAGAUCUUCUACUACGAAUUCAAUCGCUCGUACCAGAUGCCCGACUGGUCACCUAAUGCCCCAGUAUGUGACUCGCCGAUUACAGAGGAAUAUCCACAUGGAGAUCCAAGUCAAGAGUAUUUCAAAUGUCAUUCUGGAGAAUUAUAUUAUGUUUUCGGGACGAUUCUUCGCCAGGGAUUACCGCUUCGCGAUGAGUUCGAUUUACCCUUUGGGCAAUACGUGUUAGACUCGUGGGCUGCUUUUUCGAGGUCGUACGAUCCUACUCCUGACCUUGGGUUUCUGAAGGCGAAGGGUUAUGUUAAUACGACGAAGAUGGUUCGUGAGACUGGGUCUUGGGCUUCGUAUCGUCAGAAGGGUCAGGCGAGGUUGUUGCAGUGGCCACCAGGCACGAGUGAUUUGGUUGAGACUGAGCAGUGCCGUGCUUUGGGAUUGCCCUUAGAAUAUCUGGCUUAG
Molecule: messenger RNA, 1989 nt
Organism: Penicillium nucicola
Lineage: Eukaryota; Fungi; Ascomycota; Eurotiomycetes; Eurotiales; Aspergillaceae
Product: putative carboxylesterase
Exons: 3
Coding region: 1-1989 (662 amino acids)
Molecular function (GO): cholinesterase activity
Source: RefSeq, a predicted model, not a curated record